AUGGUUUGCUGCACGUGGGGAGCUAAAGUGUUCAGAAUACUGGAUGAUCUUGCGGAAUUUCAAGACCUUGAACAUGAUUUUGCAAAAUUUCUAGCAUUGUUUCGAACAGCAUUGAUUGACCUCGGCAGUGAUGCAGAAAAGGAAUGGUGGAAAGAUGAAGAUCCAGUAUUGACGAAAAUAUUAACGGAUGUUGGUUUGGCAGAAGAAGAGAGCAAUGGCGAAGGUGAUGAAAUUAGUCGAACAAACGCGACCGAUGAUGACAGUGACAAUGAUCUUCAUAUAACUGAAGAAACUGCUUAUGAUAAAUCUGUCACAGAAGGCACGGGCAAAAAUAAAGUGACAAAAACAGAUAGAAUUAGUGGCACAUCGUAUCAUGAUGUAACUAAAUUAGCUCGUUCACUAGACGAACAAAAAGAGUGUUUGAAGAACGGAAAAAUCAACGAUUUAGGAUAUAAAUGUGAACCACUAUUUGGUGAUCUGUUUACUUAUAAAGAUUACGUUCUCGAUACACUGCAUAUGAAAUUGAGAAUUUUUGACGUGCUCUUAAAAGAUAUUUUAGCGCAUGCUUCGCGCACCGGCCAAUAUGGAGCCGCCCACACAGAUUUUAAAUGA
Didymodactylos carnosus is the source of this 612-nucleotide messenger RNA. The record is from the annotation of a GenBank genome assembly. NCBI's taxonomy places the organism in Eukaryota, Metazoa, Rotifera, Eurotatoria, Philodinida, Philodinidae.